AUGGCCCUCCUCCUCGCCCUCUACGUCGUGCUAAUCAUCACCCUCACCGGCCUCGCCAUCUACCAACACCACACAAGCACCACCCUCUCCCUCCCCCUCUCCCCCACCCUCACAUUCCUCACCAUCCUCCUCCCCCUCCUCUCCCUCCUCACCACCUCCCUAUCCUUCUUCUCCUCCUCCCACCCCCGCAAACCCCUCCUCCCCCUUUUAUCCAACGCUCUCCAACUCCUCCUCACCAUCAUCUUGUCCACCCUGUUCGGCGCCACCCUCACAUCCCCCUAUCUCCCCUGCGCCCUCCAAACAACCUGGCGAUCCCUCUGGACAUCCCACUCCGCCACCCCCAUCCGCACGAUUCAAGACUCACUCUCCUGCUGCGGCUUCAAAUCAACCAAGGACAUGGCCUGGCCUUUUCCCUCGAGCGGCAACAACGGCGAUGUUUCCAGCUGCGAGAAGCAGUUCAACCGGCACACACCCUGCGCUGGACCGUGGGAAGACGCCCUGAACAAAACGACCGGGGUGGAGCUGGGUGUUGUUGUGGUAGCGGGGGUUGUUCAGCUUCUUUCACUGGUGGUGUUUAAAACACAGCGGAGGGGGGGGCAAGGGAAAAAGGUGUGGUUGGGGAGGGUGGUGGAGAUUUUUACUGGACAGGACGAUGAAGGGCAGGGGAGACGGCCGCUUUUGACGGGGGGGAGGGGUCACAGUGAGGAAGGGAGGUAUAUUGACAGGGGAGUGGAGGAGGAGGAGCAGGGUGGUCACGAAAAUGGCAAUGGCUAUGGAGGGACCUCGCGCUCAGCCCAGACACAAACACAACCAGACGAAAAUAACAGCCGUGGUGGACCAAGGGUCGAAGUCUCCCAUCAUGACCCCUGGGCUGGGGCGGAGAGGGUCUAA
Messenger RNA from Podospora pseudocomata, 891 nucleotides. RefSeq lists its product as uncharacterized. The transcript has 3 exons. Bases 1 to 891 code for a protein of 296 amino acids. Gene Ontology annotation, cellular component: membrane. NCBI's taxonomy places the organism in Eukaryota, Fungi, Ascomycota, Sordariomycetes, Sordariales, Podosporaceae. The record is from RefSeq and is a predicted model, not a curated record.